CCUUCUCGCGGCGCUGGAGGGACCAUGGCCGAACCUCGCGUGAGACAGAUCAAGAUCAAGACUGGCGUGGUGAAGCGGUUGGUCAAAGAAAAAGUGAUGUAUGAAAAAGAGGCAAAACAACAGGACGAAAAGAUUGAAAAAAUGAGAGCUGAAGAUGGUGAAAAUUAUGACAUUAAAAAACAGGUCGAGAUCCUACAAGAAUCCCGGAUGAUGAUUCCAGAUUGCCAGCGCAGGUUGGAAGCCGCAUAUUUGGAUCUUCAACAGAUAUUAGAAUGUGAAAAAGACUUGGAAGAAACUGAGGAAUGUAGAGAAGCACGUUUAGUACUGGAAUCAGUGAAGUUAGAAGCCUGA
Piliocolobus tephrosceles (Ugandan red Colobus) is the source of this 351-nucleotide messenger RNA. Its product is annotated as tubulin-specific chaperone A-like. The transcript has a single exon. The record is from RefSeq and is a predicted model, not a curated record. The coding region runs from base 25 to 351 and encodes 108 amino acids. Gene Ontology annotation, biological process: tubulin complex assembly; post-chaperonin tubulin folding pathway. Gene Ontology annotation, cellular component: cytosol; microtubule cytoskeleton. NCBI's taxonomy places the organism in Eukaryota, Metazoa, Chordata, Mammalia, Primates, Cercopithecidae. Gene Ontology annotation, molecular function: beta-tubulin binding.